CUGCGAUCGUGCUGUUUGAAAGUGCUGUCUGAAAGGAAAGGAAAUCGGGACGCGGAUGGGUGCUCCCCACACGUUGACCUGCGCCCCCGCGGCCCCGACGCUGGUCCGCGCGGGGCGACGGAUUUCUUGUCUGACGAGGGCCGAGAGAGCAGAAUUCGGAGCCAGCAGCAGCGUCCGGGCUCGAUUGGGAUUGUGGAGAAGUUCGGUCGUGCACAGGGGCAGGGGCAGGGGCAGGCCGAUUGUCGGUGUAGACGGCCAAUUCAGAGCUUGGGCUGUGAACGGAUCGAGGGACGUCGAAGGAGGCGAGACUGCGGGACGCGGUGAUUGUGGGGAAGAAGAAAAAGCGGUCGCAAGGGCACGAGCAGGCGAGCGGGAGGAGGAGUUGUUGAUCGGAAACAUGGCGGAUCUUUUGAAUUUGGAGAAGCAGUUUGCUUUUUAUGGAGCCUAUCAUAGCAACAAAUUGAACGUUUUGGUCCACAUGUUUUUCGUUUGGCCGAUUUUUUUCACCAGUGGGAUCCUCUGGGCUUACACUCCAGCUAUUAUUCCGCUGCCUCUUCCCGCAGGCACGCUCCCGUUCCAGCAGUACAUGAUUUUGAAUGUGAAUUUCGUUAUUGCUGGCAUAUAUGCCCUGUACUACGCGGCCUUGGACAAGAAAGCUGGUUCUUUAGGGGCCGCCAUCUGUCUUGGUUGUUGGAUUGGUUCUCAAGCCAUCGCCGAGUCGUUGCCCUGGUCCACAGCAUGGAAGGUGGUGCUGCUGUCACAGGUGACUUGUUGGACAUUCCAGAUUUUAGGGCAUGCUGUUUUUGAGGGUCGAGCGCCUGCUUUGCUAGAUAAUCUUCCCCAAGCGUUUUUAAUGGCUCCAUUUUUUGUUUUGCUCGAGUUUUUGCAGUCAUUUUUUGGCUAUGAACCUUAUCCAGGAUUCCGCCAAGCUGUUGAGAAGAAAACUGAAGAAAACAUAGCGAUAUGGAAAGCAGAGAAAGCCGUACCUUCACAAACUACACCGCUGCUCUGUGACCGGGACGUAGAGGAUGACGUAGGCUCGGGAGCGCUGCCACCUUAAAAUUGAGAAUCUGAAGCGAUCGACUUUACUACUAGUAUGACUCUCAAUCUGCUUUUGCAUAUUAAUUACUCUUGUCUGAUGCUUGGUAAGCUGAACUGAUAUUCUGACCAUAGUUGUUGCCUGCUCGGAAUAUUGGAAUUGCAAGAUGUCAAUUUUGAUUAUCCUGAAGACAGUUACUUUCCAACUUAAUCAUGAUGAUCAGGUGUGUUUUCGGGGCUUUAUGUACGAAUUUUCUAACACCUUGGCAUUUUAGUUCAGCUCGGAGCUUUAUUUCGAGAUUGCGUCAGGGCACUUUCCCCUACAAAUACCUGGUCAUUACAACUUGUCAAUCAGGGCCAUCUACUUCGCAACUUUGACUAAUAGUAUUCAAAGAUUAGGUGUCUCAAAUAUAGAGCACAUCAGAGUGAUACUGAAGUAUAGUACCAAUGGAAAUAGUGGACUAUACUUCUCUUAGCAACUGUGAAUACCACAUCUGGCACUCCGUAUAACGAUGGAGCGUUUUAUCUUCAUGACCAUCAGAUUUUCGGAUAUCGGGACUCAGCUGUCAAACAGAGGAAUAAUCACUUUAGCCUGCGUUGCGAUUAUUGUCUUAACGUCAGUACAAGUUAAAUUGUAGGCUUCGACAGUUCCCAUGAUCACUUUCUGAGUUGAGUUCAAGUGGAGGUUUCGACCCUAGGUCGGUGAGUUCUUUAUAUACACUUGGAAUAUGUAGAUACUUGUGAACCGUCUGUGUUAUGGUAUCAUCGCACACUUCAGUAUAAUAGUUUUGACUGGAGAAACUUCCUUACAUGAAAUCCUAAUUUGAGCAAUUCAAGCUUUGCUGCAAGUGAAGCUUGCAUUCCAGGGACAUGUGGAUUAGUAUAAAGAUAUCAUAUGCUUGCGCGCAGAAUAUCGACAAGUUUGUACAA
Molecule: messenger RNA, 1968 nt
Organism: Marchantia polymorpha subsp. ruderalis
Lineage: Eukaryota; Viridiplantae; Streptophyta; Marchantiopsida; Marchantiales; Marchantiaceae
Source: the annotation of a GenBank genome assembly